AUGGAUCCUUGGGCAACAACAGGCAACACAGAAACCAGUCAAGAGGUCUGCUCCAGUUUCGAAGACAAUUUCAAGCCCGAAACUCCGCACCUGCCCGAUUCCGAUCAGUACCUGGCGACACUCGAAUCGAAAUUGCAGAAGAUCAAGAACGACCCCGACAUACUGAAGCAGCUCGCCGAGAAAAAGGAGUCUUGCAUGCAGCAGCUGAUCAGCGGUGAAGCGCUCGAAGAGGAAUUUCUGGAGACGCCAGUGAAUUACGGGCCGACCAUCUGA
This is a messenger RNA of Nicrophorus vespilloides, 273 nucleotides long. RefSeq lists its product as uncharacterized. The transcript has 3 exons. Bases 1 to 273 code for a protein of 90 amino acids. Lineage: Eukaryota; Metazoa; Arthropoda; Insecta; Coleoptera; Silphidae. The record is from RefSeq and is a predicted model, not a curated record.